UCUCAAUAGACGGAUCCCUCCCCCUAUUUUUUGGAACCCUAGCCGUCACCCCAUAGAAACGAGACCCCCUCCCUUCUACAACAAAAACCAAGCUGCUCGCCUCCCCUUCGUCACUCUGUCACUCAUACACACUCUUCCCUGACACACACACGCUGAAGCCUCUAGUAACAAGUGGGAAUUACAAAGUUUAGAGCUAAAAUUCAAAAAUUGCAAAGCUAAUUUUCAGUUUCAAAUCCUUGUCUUCUCUCACAUUUUCUGGGGAGUUCAGAGCUUGAUGGAUCUGUAGAGCUUGUUUCGAAGCUGAGAGUUUGAUUUAAACUCAAAUCUCUGUUCGAUUCCGCUGAUUUUACUAUUUCGGGAACUGCUGAGCUUCGGUCGAGUUUGCCUCUGCCUUUAAGUCGGUUUAUUCGAGUAUUCUUUGUUCAACCAGGGUUUUCAUUGACAGAAUGCUUAGAAUAGCAACCCAGUUGAGAUUAAAAAGCCCAAGUAGCGGAUAUUCGGCCCGCCAAUUUCAAAAGUCGCCACAAUAGAUCGAUUGAAUUACCACCACCACUUGCUCCUCUCCUCUCUUUCUCCGACCAAUAUCCCCAGCUGUAUUAUUGUCAUGUACUAUUUCUGUAGCUGAUGCUCUUUGGUGUUGGAACGGCAAGUUCAUUUUGUUUCAAAGGAGUAUAUAUUAACUCUACUAUUAUAGUUGGUAAUAUUUUCAGUAGAAGAAGUUUUUGUACAAUGAAAGAAGUUGGAACUGAUAAUGCCUCGAGUUUGCUUACAUCAGAAUCUGUGGGAGAGGCUCCUGUUCUACAUCCUGUGUCUGUCAGAGCAAAAUGUUCUUCAAAUGUUCAAUCAACCCCAGAAAUCGAAAAGAAGUAUGUCCAUGGUGUUUAUGAUGCCAUUGCUCCCCAUUUCAGUUCCACUCGGUUUGCAAAGUGGCCUAAAGUGUCAGCUUUCUUGAACUCGUUAUCUCCCGGUUCACUCAUCUUAGAUGCUGGAUGUGGAAAUGGGAAAUACUUGGGGUUAAAUCCUGAUUGUUUCUUUAUUGGCUGUGACAUUAGUGCUGCUCUUAUUAAUAUAUGUGCAGAUAGAGGACAUGAAGUUUUGGUUGCAGACGCUGUGAACCUACCAUAUAGGACUGGUUAUGGUGAUGCAGCGAUUUCUAUUGCUGUGUUGCAUCACUUAAGUACUGAAGAUAGGAGGAGGAAAGCGGUGGAGGAGCUCGUCCGUGUUGUUAAAAAGGGUGGGUGUAUUUUAAUUACUGUCUGGGCCAGGGAACAAGAAGACACGUCGUUAGUUGAAAAAUGGACACCACUUAACCAAAGGUAUAUAGCAGAGUGGAUAGGACCAGGAAGUCCUCGAGUUCGCAACCCUUCAUCUCCUCGCACCCUUGAAAGAAUCCCAGAAGCAGAGGAAAAUGGUGCUGGGGAGCAGUUGAAAGACCUGCAUGCAAAGUCUUCAAAAGUAAAAUCAGCUGAAGUUAUGGACUCAACCUCUCAGGAUAAAGGCCGUUCUUUGCUUACUGGAUCUGGAAAAGGAUAUGCAGAGCAACAGGAAUUCUUUGUUCCUUGGCACUUACCUUAUCAUCGAGCUGAAGUAAGUGGGGCUUCAGCUGUUGCCUUAGCUAGUGGUUUGGCAAAGAAAGAUGAUAAGAAGGCCUCUGUGGUGUAUAAUAGAUAUUACCAUGUUUUUAGUGAAGGUGAACUUGAAAGGUUGGUGUCUGGUCUGGAUAAUACCAUUGUCGUUGAUAGAUUCUAUGACAAAUCAAAUUGGUGCAUCAUUCUUGAGAAAACAUCGUGAUAGUGUUGAACUUUUCAAAUGAUUCUUGCACUUCCAUUUGGCGAAGUCAAAUCUAUUACCUGAAGACAAUAACCCUAGUUGUGAAAGGGUGAUAUUGUCUUGAUGCAAGGAUUGUAUUGUACAGAUUAUGGAGGUUAUCAACAGAAACAUGUCUAGUUUUUCAUUCUCCGCUGUUCGCUCGGUUGUUGCCUGUAUCUCUCAUCCUGGGUUCCUGGUGUUAUCACGUGCCUGAUGUGGGUAUGCAUGACAGUAUCUUGUAAAAUGCAAUUAUUUUUUAAAGAUUUUGGGUGACGCGCCUGAGAACAAGGGGUUUGAUAUCCCAAUAGUUACUUCAGUUUUAGGAGAUAGCAUUCUCUUGAAUAAAUUUAUGGCUGUUUUUUUUAAGGGAACUGAAUGCAUUUCACAAUA
Molecule: messenger RNA, 2199 nt
Organism: Nicotiana tabacum (common tobacco)
Lineage: Eukaryota; Viridiplantae; Streptophyta; Magnoliopsida; Solanales; Solanaceae
Source: RefSeq, a predicted model, not a curated record